Molecule: messenger RNA, 1863 nt
Organism: Leptopilina boulardi
Lineage: Eukaryota; Metazoa; Arthropoda; Insecta; Hymenoptera; Figitidae
Exons: 11
Coding region: 431-1735 (434 amino acids)
Source: RefSeq, a predicted model, not a curated record
CAUGUGUGAAUGUGUGUGCGCGCGCGUGUCUUGCCAAUAGGUUCAGAGAACCAAAGAAUCACAGGGUGUAGAUCCGUCGGUGUAUAAGCUGUAGACCAGUUCAACGCGAGUCGUUCAGUGCUUACCAUGAAAAUUCCAAAGUGUCUACUCCAUGUGGCGGAAGAAUUGUUAUAAUUUAUAAUCUUCUUUUAUUAGACUGAUGAAGAAACGUCCUGGAAUUGAAGCGAAUUUCUAGUAUAUAUGUAUAUAUAGAUAUAUAGAUAUAUAUACAUAUUUAGUGAAAGUAAAAGAAAAAAAUGCUAUGUUGUGGUUGCCGUCAAUUCAAUUACGAAAUCUGGAAGAUAAUCCAAUAAAAGAUCCAUAAAUUAAAUUGAAUUUCCACUUUGAUAUAUUACAAACGAAAAUUAUCGAGUUUGAGACACUUUGGAAAAUGACGUCAUGGAUUCUAAUGUUUGGAGCAUUGUUUCUAGCACAUCAAUCGAUAAUCGUGACAGGGGAAAAUUGCAUGAAAGAUGAACACCAAAAAUGCAUAUCCUUAGCGGAUCCUUUACUUAAGGAUCCACAACUCAUUUUCCCAGACAACAUGAAGGACAUUGAUAAUGUCUGCAGAGCGUGGUCCAAUUUUGUGGACUGUAUUAGAAGGUACACUGAUAAAUGCUUUUCCAAAGAGAGGAGAGAGCAAUUUAAUUCAGCCGUUGAAGUUUCAAUAGAAUCUGUUCAUCAAAUGUGUUCAGUUUCUUCAUAUCAAACUGAGUACUUGCAACACGCUUCUUGCAUAAAGUCAACGGUAAUUGAUUCUGAGCACUGUGGUAAUCAGUAUGCAGCUCUCGUUAACGAAGUAUCGAGAAGAGAAGUAGUAAAACCGAAUCUCUGUUGUGCACAUUAUCACUUUCGAACGUGCGUCAUAAUGGAAACGAGAAAAAGAUGUGAUGGGAAUGAACCCGAAGGAACAGCUGCAAAAUUCUCAAGGCAAAUCUUGGAUAAGGCUCUCAGUUUCUUACAAGACCAAUGUGCAAAUUACAUACCAAACAGUGGCAAUUGUCCCGUAUCGAUGAUGGAUAAUUCUGUGCCACUGUCAGUGAGUCCACUUGGCGAGGGUUCGAAUGCAUUAUCAGGGGGACAAAGCCGUUCAUAUCAACGUACGGCAUCGCCUGAUACUUAUGCGAGUAAAACCAGUGACUUUUACAGCGCCUUCCCUAACACAGCUUACCCUACGGCAUUCAAAAGUACCGGACGUGCCCUGAAUCCACCAUCAGGCUCGGAAUCUCGAAUAUCUUCUUCGAGUGAAAUUAAACCCUCAUCAGCUCAAACAUCAUCGAAUGUUGUACCUCAAAUGAGUACUGAAAAAUCUGUCGUAGAAUUAAAGACUGAAAAAUCAACUGAAAGAACAACAACAACAAUAGUUGAUGUCAACAACAAUGUUAAUAAUAAUAUAAAUAAUGAAGAAUCAGUUGCUAUCGUUGUGACACAACGAUCACCCAAUUAUGGACGAGGAAUGUCUUGGACAACGCAAUCAACGAAAACUUCUUCAGAAAUUCCCGCUUGGGCAACGAGCACUUGGUUAGCUUCAAAUCAGGCUCCAGUGACGGAAUCCUGGUUUCCAGAGGCAGGAAGUUUUGGUGGCAACAACAUCGACGAACCAAAUCAGCAAGGUCUUUCAAAAAAUAGUGAAAGAAAUCUUAAAAAUUCCCUAAUAAUCACUGUAUUAUUAAUUAGCUUCGUUUUUAUAUUUUAGAUUUGCACUUUUUACUUGUAUAGCGAAAGAAAACAUUCCAUUCGAGAAAUUUAUAUAUAUAUAUAUAUAGAGAGAAAAAUUCACAAUUACUGAUACUAUUUUUAAAAAAAUAAAUUUCACAUGAAUUA